Parnassius mnemosyne (clouded apollo) is the source of this 1044-nucleotide messenger RNA. The record is from the annotation of a GenBank genome assembly. NCBI's taxonomy places the organism in Eukaryota, Metazoa, Arthropoda, Insecta, Lepidoptera, Papilionidae.
AUGGGUCAUCCCGUGUAUGGUGCUAUCUCCUAUACACCACCUCCAGGUUACAUGAUGGACGACGAAGAGCAACUUCCACCAAGCCAUAGGCCGUCCAAGUUUAGUAAAAGACCAUCUGACGAUGGUUUAGAACAAGAAGAUCUUAAAAAUCUAAUAAAAUAUUUGUCAAAAAAAGAUUUAGAUAAGAUUGUAGAAUUUGCAAUGGAGAAAGAAAAAUACAGAGACAUGUACUUCGACAAACCUCUUGAUUUAAAAAAACCAGUUUACAAUAACGACGAAGGAAAUUUCAAAGAUGCUGAUGACGAAAAAGGAUUUUCGCUUAAUGGUCCUUAUUUAAAUCCUAACGGUUACAAACCGUCUAACAUGGAGUUCCGAAAUUCUAACAUUGACUACAUCCCACAGUCUAAAGAAAUCAGAGUAUUAGAAAGUGAUUCGCAAAAUAAGGCAGGAGCCGAUAAAAUAUAUUUCAGAAGUCCAUUAGAGUCUCAAGAGACUGUACAAAAUCAACAGUUUGCGGUUGUAGACGCUUUCAUCCAGCAGGAGUUCAAUGGAAUGGGGAACGAGAAAAGCCAAAAUGUAUUCACGGGUAGCCAGGUGGUGGAGGAGGAACUCUUGCCGUCACCUAUGAAUUUAAGACCUGAAGAUUACGACGCAUCUUUUACAAAUAACGUCCCCACAGUCGUCAAGGCUGAUUCCAGUUCAUAUAAGGUCGAAAAUUUCGGCAGUUUACCGCUCAUGAACUACAAUUCGAAACUGCAUUCGGUCAAUUCGUACAGUGUGCCGCAUUAUACUGUAACAUCAUCGACUCAAUAUCAGACACCGCCAGAAUCACCACAAUUAUCAUCAUCACCUUCAUCAUCGGACGUGAUAUCCCCACCCUUAGAAUUCGCGCCAGCGACAACUAACUAUCGGGAUCAAAGUGAUGCACAUUUAAAAGCUAUUAAAAUUUGGACACACAAGUCUAGAGGUACUGCCUAUACAUUACACGAUGACGGAACUUUGUCACUGGAGAGACCACUUCGACCGAAACCUAAAUAUGGAUAA